UGGCGCGCUUGCUCGAAGUUUAAGCUUCGUUUCUGAGGGGCGGCCAGGGACUUCCAACAUCAGCAACAACCCAGCAUCACACAAACGAACCAUGACCACGAAACCGCCCAAGGGUCAUUUUAACAUUCUGUACUUUGCCAGCGCCGGCUCGUACACGUCCAAAAAUGUCGAGGCCCUGCCGGCGCCGCUGCCGCUGAGGAAGCUGUUUGCGACGCUCGAAGAGCGCUACCAGGGCUUCCGGGCGAGCGUGCUGGACCACAGCCUGGUCACGAUAAACUUGACAUAUGUGGAUGUGCCAGGCGAGGACGCGGCCGAGGAGGCAGAAGAGAUAGUGAUUCAGGAAGGCGACGAGGUCGCGAUCAUCCCCCCGGUUAGCUCGGGGUGACGGCAGCCGGUUAAACAUACUGCAGUAGGCCCGUAUCUCGCCCCAUUUGUCGCUAUCCAUACCAAAGUGUCCUCGCGUAGAAGUCCAGACGUAGGAUAAUAGUAGAUUCACUUCCCUGCCAGUGCCUCGCUUCCCCUUACUUAGCAACCUCCUCCAGUCCUACCACAACACUCCGUUCAACCAACCCCCC
Molecule: messenger RNA, 575 nt
Organism: Thermothielavioides terrestris NRRL 8126
Lineage: Eukaryota; Fungi; Ascomycota; Sordariomycetes; Sordariales; Chaetomiaceae
Exons: 2
Coding region: 92-385 (97 amino acids)
Biological process (GO): Mo-molybdopterin cofactor biosynthetic process
Cellular component (GO): cytosol
Source: RefSeq, a predicted model, not a curated record